AUGCCUUACGGGCUGCAGGCCAUGUUAAAGGAUGGACAUAAACACCUGAGUGGACUCGAUGAGGCGGUGAUACGAAACAUUGAAGCGUGUAAACAGUUGUCGAAGAUCACGCGGACGUCCCUUGGGCCGAAUGGCAUGAAUAAGAUGGUCAUCAACCACUUGGAACGUUUAUUCGUGACGAGCGACGCGGCGGUGAUCGUGCGAGAGUUGGAGGUGGCGCACCCGGCGGCGAGGUUGAUUGUGAUGGCGGCGCAAUCGCAAGAGAGAGAGAUGGGCGACGGAACGAAUUUUGUGGUGAGUUUUGGGGGUGAGCUGUUGGGAUUGGCGGAGGAGCUGGUGCGCGAGGGGUUGCACCCGAGCGAAAUCAUCGAAGGAUACGAAAAGGCGGCGGCGAAGGCGUUGGAGUGGAUGCAAGAGCUCGUGAUUCCGGGCAGUGAAGUUUUGGACGUGCGUGAUGUGAAGGCGACGGCGGGUCGAAUCAAGGGCACGCUUAGCUCAAAGCAGCACGGGUUCGAGGACAAGUUGUCCAUGGUCGUGGCCGAGGCGAGCGUCGACGUGUUGCCCAAGAAUCCUUUGAAUUUCAACGUCGACAACGUUCGCACGACGAAGAUUCCGGGGAGUUCUUUAUCCGAUUGCACCGUCGUUCAAGGUAUGGUCAUUCGACGAGGCGUUGAAGGGACGAUUCGAUCGCAGAAGAACGCCAAGGUGGCGGUGUUCGGAUGCGCUGUCGACACGUCGACGACGGAAACCAAGGGGACAGUUUUAAUUUCAUCAGCGAGCGAACUCGAGGCGUACAGCAAGGGCGAGGAGGCGAAGAUGGAAGAGUACAUUAAAAACAUCGCCGACAGCGGUGCUAAAGUGAUCGUUUCCGGUCAGUCGUUCGGGGAAAUGGCCAUUCACUUCAUCGAAAGAUACGGUUUGAUGGCAAUCAAAAUUCCGUCCAAGUUUGAACUUCGACGCUUUUGCCGCGCGACGAACGCGCGAGGUUUAGUCAAACUCGAUCGCCCGGAGGCAGAUGAGCUCGGGUUCGCGUCUAGCAUCGAAGUUCGAGAAAUCGGUGGCACGCAAUGCAUCGUGUUGUCCCAAGAUGAUCACACGUCUCGCGUCGCCACCGUCAUUCUGCGUGGUUCAACGGAGAGCGCUCUCGACGACAUGGAACGCGCCGUGGACGACGGCGUCAACGCAUUCAAAGCGCUCACGAAAGACUCGCGCACGCUUCCUGCGGGAGGUGCAACGGAAAUCGAACUCGCACACAGGCUCGCCGCGUACGGCCGCAAACAAACUGGAUUAGAUCAGUACGCCAUUCAAAAGUUUGCGCAGGCGCUCGAAAUCGUUCCCAGAACGCUCGCCGAAAACGCCGGCGCGAACGCUACGGACAGCGUCUACAACCUCUACGCCGCGCAUGCAAAUGGCGAGGUAAACGCCGGGAUCGAUAUCACUGGCGACAACUCUUACGUCGAUCUCGGCGCCACGCAAGGCAUUUACGACGUGUUCCUCGUCAAGUACUGGGCGCUCAAGUACGCCGUCGACGCCGUGUGCACGGUGCUUCGCGUCGACACCAUCAUCAUGUCCAAGUUCGCGGGCGCCGGCGGCGGCGCCGCCCCUCCAGGCGGUGAAGAAGACUAA
Molecule: messenger RNA, 1626 nt
Organism: Ostreococcus lucimarinus CCE9901
Lineage: Eukaryota; Viridiplantae; Chlorophyta; Mamiellophyceae; Mamiellales; Bathycoccaceae
Exons: 2
Coding region: 1-1626 (541 amino acids)
Biological process (GO): protein folding
Cellular component (GO): chaperonin-containing T-complex
Molecular function (GO): ATP binding; ATP hydrolysis activity; ATP-dependent protein folding chaperone
Source: RefSeq, a predicted model, not a curated record